This is a messenger RNA of Trypanosoma brucei brucei TREU927, 2394 nucleotides long. RefSeq lists its product as hypothetical. The transcript has a single exon. The record is from RefSeq and is a predicted model, not a curated record. The coding region runs from base 1 to 2394 and encodes 797 amino acids. NCBI's taxonomy places the organism in Eukaryota, Euglenozoa, Kinetoplastea, Trypanosomatida, Trypanosomatidae. Gene Ontology annotation, biological process: DNA replication initiation; mitotic DNA replication checkpoint signaling; mitotic G2 DNA damage checkpoint signaling.
AUGUACGUUUCUUCCAUAAGCCACGAGAGGGUGGUCUUCGUCUCUCGUGGGUGCCAUAUACCGAAAUACAUGCUUGUUACAACAACAGCGAUAUCUGGAAAUGACCUGGAACUCAUUAAAUCUAAGCUGGAGCAGCAAGGUAUGACAUACACAGAAACACUGACGGACAGGACCAAUGUGUUGGUUGCCAGGAGUACCGAAGGGAAAAAAUAUGCUUUGGCUAAGGUACACGGGAUUCCAUGUGUUACACCAGAGUGGGUGCUGUCAGGCAACUGCUCGAUGGAUCGAGUAAGUGAGUUUGGGAUUGACUACUCACUUCGAGGGCUGGAGGUGUGUACAACUUCAUUGGAUGUUGCGGAACGACAGAUGGUGCAAAGAAUUUGCGAGACUCAUCAAGCUAGGUACUCUCCCGAAAUGACCCGGAGAUGUUCAGUAUUAGUUGUUCCAAGCAGAAUAUCGGAUUUAUCACGAAACGCUAAGGUUCAGUUUGCCCGGAAGUACCAAUGCUGCGUUAAACCGUACUGUCAGUUUUCGCAACAGUACGGUGGACUAGUAGGAGUAUCGGGUCUGCGGGAUAUAUCGACGCGCAUAACCGCUCUGCGGGAGAGGUCGGGCGCAGUUGCCUACUGUUUUCCACCUAAUCUAGUAUCAGAUGAUGUGAAGGAACUAAUCAAACGCUCGGGUAUACGUCAGGCUCAGACGUUGACAAUAGUUACCACCCACGUAGUGUUGCUGGGCCCAACAACUGAAUUCUUUGCACCUCGGCCCGGCCUAGAGUUUGUCUCACUUUCCUGGCUCGAGGAGUGUGCAGCGCAAGGUCACGGGCGUGUGUGUGCGAAGCCGUAUGUUGUUUCUAGUGUUCUGAAACCAGUUAUUACAUUCACCGCUGUGCCUCAAGAGGACCGGGAGGCGUUCCGGAACUCCCUAAAGCGCGCCGGGAUGCAGUGUGUUAUACAGGACGACUUUGUGCUGGGCGCGAACAGUGUUGGCUCAUUUGCGCGCAGCAACACUACUCACCUGGUUGUGGGUAGUGCUGACGGCCUGGCAGGGUCAACUAAGGUUGCUUCAUUGGCCUGGCGAAGGUAUAAGCUACGGGUGAUUGAGUGUUUUUUUGUGCAUGUGGACUGGCUACACCACUCACUUGUGGCGGGAUAUUGGGAGGACUGCUCCCCUUUCAUCAUGAAUACACCACAGUUCUCCGAGUUUAACAAGGAGUUGGGGAAUGCGACAGUCGCAUCUGCUGGUGUGUUGGCCGACGGGCGAAGGAGUGGGAGCAGUGCAUACGGCCAUGGUUUGCAACGUCUCUCCAAGGACGUAACACCGAGGGAUUCUGUGCUCUCAAGCUCGCUCGAGCACCUGAUUGGGGAACUGGAAACAAAGACCGAUGCAACCAGUGUCACGCCUACGUCACCUGCUGUGGGUGUGGGACAGGCACAAAGUAGGUCUGCAGAGGAUCGGGGCGAGGGGGACGUAUGCGCCUGCAAUGUAGAGGUGUCCUUUAAUGCCCUUGCUUCUUCAGCGUGCGGUAGAAGGUUCGGGCGGGAAACUCCACCAGCGUCACAGAUGAUAGUCUACAAGCAAGCUGAUAUGGAGCAACCGCAAAGCGAGCGGAAAGAGAUAGAACACAGAGGGGUGUCGCCUCAUCCAGAAAAGGAAGGUGAAAGGGUUCAAAUUGACGAUACACCACGCGGGGGGCGGGGGGAGUUUUCACCUUCCCCUUGUUGUAUUAUGCUGUCGAGAUCACUUUUACAUCUGGAAGAGGAACUUUCUCAGUUGCUGCCGUUAGGACUUACGAUAGCUAUAAGUGUAGAAGAGUGCACACACUACAUUACCGAAAGACCUUCUAGAACUGAAUAUUUUCUCAGUGCCGUUGCGGCAGGGAAGUGGGUGCUCGCACCCUCGUUUAUUAAGGAAGCAAGACAAGAAAAUCGCAUUCCCCCCGAGGAGCCACACGAAUGGUGCCCGGAAAUGGCUCGAAGAGCGUCGCUUCGUAACUCCGUCUCUGAACUUGUGAAAGCGUGUCAGCUUCAACGGCGCCGAACCGAGCGGCCGUUUGCUUCCUGGACUGUUGCUUUGUGUUGUUCGACUGAUUUAAGGACGAAGAGCUUCGCCCGCGUUCUGCAAAGUGGGGGCUGCAAGGCUGUAAUUCCGUAUACACCCCAGGAGUUGGUGGAUGCUCUGCUUCAGGGGUCUGGGCCUGUCGACAGCAUAAACUUCGUCCUCUCCGACGACAACAACUGGGAGCAGGGGCAGCUUGCGGCUAUCAAUUCACGAUUGAAGGUAUAUAGGAUGGAAUACAUAGCGCACUGUCUGUGUACACUAGAACCGGAUCCCGUUAUCUACGAACUCAUGCCGAAAACUGGAGCGCGCAAACGCCCGAAGGAUUCUUCGUGA